GCACACAAUAAGACCCUAAUUUUAUUUUUCAAUAUAUCAUUCUCUCAAUCAAGAGAGACCAGCGGCCCCCUCACCUAUCUCUCAUCUCUCUCAACUUUUGAGAGCACCAGUCGGCCGUCCUCAACCACCGCUACCGUCAAUCCCUCUGCCUCCCCUCCCCUCCAAUUGUUUUCCUCCCGUCGCAAGAUCUCUGAACCCACAAUCGAUAUGUAACAGUGGAGACGUAUUGUGGUUUUAAAGAUAAAUACUGGUCUUUAAAGUUCAUUUUUAUGGCUUUUCCCGUUCGGGAAUCGCUACAUUUGGUAUCAGAGCCGACGAUUCUCUGCUGGCCAUUGGUGUUAAUAGCGGAGAGACGGAAAAAUAUGAAUUCCAGUGGAUGUUCGAAUCAGUUAGAGCAACAGAUCCAAGCUUUCAUUGAUAGAUCGAACAAAAAGUUGCAGCAUGUAGAAGAACGAUAUCAACAUCUUUCUAGGACCUCCUAUAUUUCACUAAAUCAGUGUGGGGUUCAAAGGUCGGAGAGUGGGCAAUGGGUUGCCAGCUACCCAUUUGCAUAUCAUUAGUAUUCCGGUGCAAAUACACAUACCUAUCGAGAGUUCUCCGGGGUUGAGCAUUAUAAUGAAAAUCCAUAUGCAUACACUUACUCUCAUCAGUAUUACAGUCUAGCUCAUCAAUAUCACAUUCCAGCCCUAAGUUCCAAUUCCUAUGGGUGUGAGUAUUACUAUGGUGACUCACGUCCGUACUCUUAUCAUGUUCCAUAUGCUUAUCAGAUUGACAAUAAUAACCCAGGUUUCUAUUUUGUUCAAUUCCGUGAUGGUUCGGUAGUGUCGAUGAAUGCGGCAUGGUUGGAGAGCUUGCUUAACUCUAGUGCCAAGCAUUUAGAGACUGGUCACCCUUUAGCAAGCGAUGAUUCAACAAUGAAAGAUGAUGAUUUAGCAAAGAAACAUUCUGAAAAUAUCGAAUACCAGCUGUUCGACAAAUUGCCCCAAAAGAAUGGAAGUGAAUCCCUGGUUAAGUUUCAGUCUAUAAACGAAAAGGAGGAGAUAAUGGCGGAUGUGGUAAGUUCUGAGGUGUUUGCUAAUGGAGUCGGGAGUAAUUCCACUGGCCUUGGGCAAGAGGAUUCGGGAAAAUGAGUCGACACUUUGCAUGAGCAUAGGGACUUACAAUCAAGGGAUGCUGAGGAAACUUCAGGUCAAGCAGGUCAAGAGGAUGGAGGAAGGGUAAUUGAAGAUGCAGGAUUAUUUGUCAUUUUUCCACCUGGUGUUUCGCCAGUAGCUACACCAGUAUUGGGUGCUAAAAUUUCGGAGGUACAUUAUACAUCCCUUGCAUUUUCCAAUUGCAAUAAGGACCAGGUUUUUGAAAUUGAUCCAGAUGUUGUGAAACCAGAGAAUUGGAAUAAGAAGGUUCCAGUUGGGAUCAAAAGUGAAUAUGAGGAAAAUUCUGGAAAUAAAGAGAGGCAAGUGUUUCACAAUUGUUCCCACGAAGAUAAAGUUGGAUUUCUGGUUACUAUACUGACAUUAACUGAUCUUUUCCUUACAAAAGCUCAAAGUGAACUCAAUUGCGAGAGUUUUGUAUUAGCUGAACUCUGGUUAUAUGAGCUAAGGGGAAGGUUCUCUAGUGCUAUUGAUCAAGCCACUCGGAAGGAGUUGAACGAAACUGAAAGGCUUAAUGUAAUUCUUCGUAUGAAGCCUCAUCAACAAUGUGACUAGUAAGUUGGUUUUUGACAAGUUAGUUCGUGAUAGUAUGGCAAGUCGAAAAGAAGCUGUAGCUAAGGGUCCAAGUCCAAUAUCUGGUGCUAAUCGAUACAUUUGGUGCGUCCAAAAUUACUUGGGCAUGUAUAAAGGAAAUUUGUUAGAGGACACGGCAAUACUACUGGUGAAUAUGGACAGUAAUUCGCUGGACACAAGGCAAGCAAUGAUGAUAAUAUGCUCAAGAGAGAGCGACAUGAAGCCUCGCUUUCCAAUGAUGGAUUGUUUAUUAGCGGCAAAGACUAAUCCAUUGGAUGGAAGCAGUUAUGAAGUAAUCCGUGAUGCUAAUAAGACAGUAGUGUUGUGGUUUUCUCAAUUUACAUGUUCGAGUAGGAAAGUAAUUAUGGAUAAUGAUAUUGGAGGAAGCACCUCUCUUCAAUCAGGAUGUGAAGACAGUGAUGGUACCUUUGAGGUGCUGCUUACUGUGAGUAUUAUCUAUAUUGGUGAUCAUACUGUUCAAAUGAAAAUGGCGAUGCAAUGUACUGUAUAUUGGAGUACAGCAAGCGUUGUACACCUGGUUGCUUGGGUAUGUGGGGUUAUGACUUCUAUUGCUAGAGUUCAACAGCAACUAGAAGUUUUGCAUUGGUCAUCAGAAUCAUUGAGAGAAGAAUUGGUUCAGCGUGGGUAUAAAUGUAUUUCGCUGGACACUGGCCAAGGAACCACUACUCUAGCAACAAGGUUUGAAGGUUGUGAGACCUAGUGCAUGAAGGAUAUGUUUGAUAGGACAAUAGAUGUUGGAGUUGAGGCUGCAGAAUUAAUUGGGCAAAUGAUUUAUGAUCAUGUUAGCUUUUUAGUUACAUUGGUUGCUUGUAGAUAUGUCUGCUCAUUAAUUUAUGUGUGGAAAACAUUGGCAUCAAGGAGCGAAGACCAAAAGACGAAGCCUCAACGACUACAUUUUACUUGUACAGGGGAAUUCUUGAGAAAUUUUGAACAAAUGGAGAAUGUUUUAGAUGUCAGUGUUAAGUUGCCAAAAAUGAGACCUCUUCAUUCAGGUUGCAAAUAUUUUGAUAUCCUUGAAGUGGUAGAAUCUUCUGGUGAAAUUUUCAUUCUUGUAGUAUUUGGCACUUGCACAUAUAAUGAAUUUCACACUUCUGUCAUAUCACUUCUUUCAUCUUCUAGUGGCAUAGAGGUGAAUCAUUCUGAGAUUAAAAUCAAGGGAAAUUCUGGACUAACAUAGCAAUCACAUUGUGGUUACCCAAAGAAGGCUAUAUUCUUUAUUAACGAGAUGGUAAAAAACAAGCAGCUAUCAACUGGUUCUGUUUCUUUUGUUAGUCAUUAUGUAUUAAUUCAAGAAACAAAAGUUUAUUGGUUUGUUCAGAAUAGUUCAAGAGGGACCGAUGUUCUCCUAAAUGCAAAUGGGGAUAGUAGUUCAAUCAAAGCUUUUACUUUGUUCAUUGGUAGUGGAAGCAUAUUGGUCUUGGUAGUUGCUGGUUACAUUCAUCAUAGAUGUUGGUGGCGGAGAGUAUUACUGCAAUGUGUUCAAGGUGGUCUUCUUUGUAAAGAAGCUGGUGAAGAAACCAGAAAAUGUUGUCUAUUGCAUAUUGCUUCUUUUCUUCCUAGCAUUGAAGCUAUUAGUGUUUUUGACUUGAAUGAAUUCUUCCAAUGUCUAAUGGGAUCCUUCUAUCAGAUUUUACAUGUGCAAUUGAUUGCCAAUGAUAUUUUGAGUAACAAAAUGUAAGGAAGUGGGCAUAAGAACAUCACUGCUGCUACAAACAAGUACACACUAAUUUUUCUCUAUUUGCAAGUCGGCCAUGAUUACGACUUUACAAGACUAUUCUGUUGCAAUUUGCAGUAUCCAAACCAUGAGGACAAGGUUUGUUUUAAAGAGGUAUGGAAUGUAAUAGUGGAGACGUAUUGUGGUUUUGAAAAUAAAUACUGGUCUUUAGAGGUUUAGUCUCUGAAGUCUAAUUAAUUAUAAUUCUAAGAUUAUUAGAUUACUUAUUGUCAAAUUGAGUCCUUAGUUAUUUGCUGUUGAAUCCCUGAAGGUAGAAGCAUAAUUAGCAUCCAAGUGUCUAGUUUGUUAGGAAGUUAUUUCUGUUUUCUCUAUAUUCCUUUUUACUCAUCCAUUUCCAGUUGAAUGAAAAAUCAAAUUUUAUCUUCUUGUUUUCUCUGUUUUCUUUUCCUUGAUUUCUUAGUUCAUUUUUAUAGCUUUUCCCGUUCGGGAAUCGCUACAGGCUACUAUUUCGUCGGAGCUGCUCUUAGAUCUGACCAAAUUUUUCAUUUUUCCAAUGAACUCUGUUAACUCUGGCGAAACCUGUUGUCUUGGUAGUGCAGGCGCUGUUCCGGUACCGUCACUGUUACAGUAACUCCGCCGGCCAGUGUCGCUGAGUCGUUCUUCGUCUCGUUCAAAAUCAGAUCUGGUUGGACCACACGUUUUCCGAUGAGCCAUGUACUUUGGCCACUGUGAGAGCGCUCAGAUUUGGUUUUCGUGUGGCUUUUUCCACCAUAAUACAUUGUUUAAUACUACUGUUAUAGCUAUUUUGCUACUAAUUCUAGUGUUUGUUUGGAUUUUCCGGCGACUGAGUGUUUUGGUCGUUUCUGUUGGCCUUCGUCUGUUUUGCUGUUUAUGUGGCUUUUUGUUUUGUUGGCUGAUAUUUUCAAGUUCUGGCUUCGCUUUUGUUCUCGCUAGUUUGGUUAAUUCACAGUAUUGGUUUUGACAGUGUCGUUUGCACAGUGUUACAGAUGUUACUUUACUUGUUUGUUUGACCGUUUGGGAUGGCAGACGCUUUGAACGAUACUAACUUGACACAGCCGAUGAGAAUAAUUUUUUGAGGCCACGACCUAUCGAAUGACCCUCCGAAUUGAGCCCUAAAUAACGAGGCGAUGAUAAAAAACAUCGAAAAAUAAAAGACGACGAUGAGAUGAGCCAAUAAAACAGUUGGAGGGCGACACGGUCGGCCGCCGUAGUCACAGCCAAGAUAGUUCUC
Molecule: messenger RNA, 4672 nt
Organism: Nicotiana tabacum (common tobacco)
Lineage: Eukaryota; Viridiplantae; Streptophyta; Magnoliopsida; Solanales; Solanaceae
Source: RefSeq, a predicted model, not a curated record